Messenger RNA from Tigriopus californicus, 3404 nucleotides. It is a transcript of the gene SNF4Agamma, whose product is annotated as 5'-AMP-activated protein kinase subunit gamma-1-like. The transcript is spliced from 11 exons. The coding region runs from base 920 to 3007 and encodes 695 amino acids. The record is from RefSeq and is a predicted model, not a curated record. Lineage: Eukaryota; Metazoa; Arthropoda; Copepoda; Harpacticoida; Harpacticidae.
GCCACUCACUCACCUUUUAGUGUGCGUCGUGAGCAAGAGUCAACUAAUCAUCCAUAGAUAUGCCCGUAAAAGUGAAGACAUUGUGUAUUUGAAGUUGAUUUAAGUGAAUCGAGAGUUCCUCUUUCAAAUUUUGGAAAACCAAGAAUUUCUCAGAUUGAAGAGGGAUCGACCUUUAGUCGAGCAAGCCCCCAGUUCCAUGAAGCUGGAGUGAAGUUGAGGUUUGAGUCGAGAGCUCUGGUACACAUGAUUACAUAAUCGAAGUACACUCAUUCUCCGACACAACAAAACAAACCUGAUAUCCCUAGUUGCAGACAACUGUGAAAACAUACCAAUAACUAGACCAAACUGGCCUUAAGUCAACUGUCAGUCAUUGAUUGGUCAUGAUCUUGUUUGAUGCGAUUGCUUACAUUUCCGGUCAAUCAUUUGCGCCUGUGGACCGAAGCAACUAACUGCGCAAGAGCUCCAACUAAGUUCGAAUUUGUCCAUGGAUGAAGAGGUCUUCAGUUCAAUCGCGCCUCAUCACUCAAAGUUAAUGGGAAAGGAAGCUAAGCGAUACAUCAAAUUCUAGGAUAUAAUCGUCGUUUGGGUUAAUACUUGAAAAUUGCCCAACUUUGUCGGGAAAUAUGGCAAAGAAACAAUAAGGAUCAUCUUGACUUGUACCUUGAGGCAUCUAAAUCUCAAGACGCAAUUUCUCGCUCGGCCUGAAUGCAAGUGUCUCCGAAUGUGUAACUUCUACAGUUAUUGACCGCCGGUUGGGCGCCAUCUCAAAUAAUUUCGUUCGGCGCUCCCUUUCAAGGUGCAAGUCUGAAAAGAGUCUUUUGAGCUCUGAACACAUGUGUGUGUGUGUUGAUGAGUCUGUUAUCAGAGUAUGAUGUUCCACGCAAUUCAAGUAGUGUUUGACGAAUGAAGUGCCAGCGGAAUGACUUCGUAUGUGAACACUUGGCUCCGAAGAAAACGGUUCGAUUCAUCGGAUUCCUCCGAGAACAAUGACAAAUCCACUGACUACUUUGAGGAGUACGACGACUUUCAAGAAUAUGAUGAUGGCGAUUUGAAUGAAGAUGAUUGCCUUUAUCGAUCCGUGGAGAAUGGAAAAAUCCACACUUGUCGCCGGAAGUCACUCGACCCGCAAGCAGAGCAAGAAUUACGAUACUGCAAUGAGCUGGACGUGAAUGUGAAGCCAAUUCCCGGACAAGGAUAUGUUCCUCGAAGAUCGCGCCAUAUCUCCAUUGGGGAUUCCGAUUGUAAACGAGUCCCUGUGACGCCUCCUUCGUCGCUCACUUCCAAUGGAUCUGCUCCUCGAGGGUUCGUCCGGGUUCGCUCACAAUGGCAAAAAGCUGUGCGAAGAAUGUCCGGCAGCUCCGGUAGCGGCGGAAAUGGCACGCCUAGUCCGGAGAUGCCCCAACCCCCACUGCCCAUCCUUGUUCCACGGACCAUUUUGGACCGACCCACCGGAGGGGGGCGGCGGACCCGCCAUACAAGUCUGACCAUAGAUUCCGAACCUGCACCCGUUUUCGACCCCCAUGCAGACCGUAGGUUGCAACGAAUGCAUAAAGCGGAUUCUUCCCCAUUACCUCAGGGACCGCCUCUUCCAGAGCAAGAGAGACGCAGACGUGCUUCCCAGCCAGUGGGCAACCGGUGGGAGAAUUUUCCCUUCAGCUCGGCUUUUACUUAUGGGCGUGGCACCACGGUCCCAUUUCCUUGCGGAAGUGAGGCUGUCAUGAUAAACUCAGCCCUAGCCCAUCAAGCGUUUCAAUCCUAUAUGAAAAACGCUGCGGCAUCCGACCAAACAUCAAUGCAAUCAGUUCACCGGAGGAACUCUGGAACCGAUUAUGAACUUCGGAGAAGAGCCUCUUCUCUAUCAACUCCCCAUCGUGGUUCCGACAUUGAGGCUGAUCCAGACCAAUCCGCUUGUCUUUUCCGAACGGCACGAGGACUUCCCGCCACAGAUCCGUUUUUGGAAAAGGAAGGCUUCCAAAGCUUAAGAAGCGACGAGAACCAGAUCUUUGUCAAAUUCUUCCGAUUUCACAAGUGCUAUGAUCUCAUCCCAACCUCGGCCAAGUUGGUGGUGUUUGACACGCAACUCCUCGUGAAGAAGGCCUUUUUCGCAUUGGUGUACAAUGGAGUCCGGGCUGCUCCGUUGUGGGACUCGAAGAAGCAGAAGUUCGUGGGAAUGCUCACCAUCACCGACUUCAUCCGUAUCCUUCAGAUGUAUUACAAGAGUGCCACCGUCGAGAUGGAAGAGCUGGAGGAGCACGAGCUUGAGACGUGGAGAAGCGCACUGCACGAUGCCAAGGAGUUGAUCUGGAUCGAUCCCGAUGCCAGCCUAUUCGAAGCCAUCCGUACCCUAAUCCAGAACAAGAUUCAUCGCCUGCCAGUCAUCGACCCUCUCACCGGAAAUGUGCUCUACAUCCUGACCCACAAACGCCUCUUGCGCUUCCUUUUCCUUUACAUUCACGACCUUCCCAAACCGAGCUACUUUAACCAAUCCAUCGGAGACUUGGAUAUUGGCACAUACACUGGGAUUGAGGUGGCCCAUAACGAGACGGCCAUCAUCGACGCAUUGAACAAGUUCGUCCAGAAACGCAUCUCCGCUCUGCCCAUUGUAGAUACGGAAGGCAAGCUCAUCGAUAUCUACGCCAAGUUUGAUGUCAUUAACCUCGCAGCUGAGAAAACCUACAACAAUCUGGACGUGACCCUUAAAGAAGCCAAUGAACAUCGCAAUGAGUGGUUUGAAGGCGUGCACACGUGCAAAAAGACAGACUCACUCUAUACCGUCAUGGAAAUUAUUGUCAAGGCUGAGGUCCACCGAUUGGUCAUUGUAGAUAAUGAGCAUAAAGUUCAGGGAGUCAUUUCGCUGUCUGAUAUCCUUGCAUAUCUGGUCCUGAGACCAUGUGAAGUAAAACCGGUUGAUCCUGUGGAGGAACGUAAAGUGGAGAGAAAGAUUUCGGAGUCUCGGAGUGACAGUCUUUCUGAUAGUGUACAAGACAAGUUGAGCAUAGACGCAUGAUAAUACGACCGAUUGAUGGAUCUUAGAAGAAAUGACCUCCACCCCAUACAGUUCCAAUAGAAGAUAUGAUUUCGAACAAAAAAUGGACACCCUGGAAUGAAAUGAACCAAGAUUGUUUGUGUUCCCUAAUUUGAACCGCCGCCGGUGAUCCUUGCUCCCCUUUUUUGGCAAAAAUGUGAUAUUUAUUCCAUGAAAAACGACACGCAUCAAACGCCCGACCUGCUGAAUAUUGCUACAUUCAAGAUGAAAAACCCUUGAUGACGUCACAAGAGAUGACUACUAAACUAUUACUUACAGUGAACUUGUUGAUUUGGGGAGAUCUUGGCUCUCGGAAAAAUUCAAUCCAAAGCUGUAAUCGAACGAUAUAACACAAGGAAAUACAACAGGCAACCAUAAA